Molecule: messenger RNA, 3804 nt
Organism: Penaeus monodon (black tiger shrimp)
Lineage: Eukaryota; Metazoa; Arthropoda; Malacostraca; Decapoda; Penaeidae
Gene: TfAP-2
Product: transcription factor AP-2-epsilon-like
Biological process (GO): anatomical structure development; regulation of cell population proliferation; regulation of transcription by RNA polymerase II
Cellular component (GO): nucleus
Molecular function (GO): RNA polymerase II transcription regulatory region sequence-specific DNA binding; DNA-binding transcription factor activity, RNA polymerase II-specific
Source: RefSeq, a predicted model, not a curated record
GUGAGGCAGCGCACCCACACGCGGCGCUGGUCUUGUGAUACUCAGUGGUUACUUUGUGCUGUGAACCCAAUACACCCGCAGGAUUACUGUGCUUACUGUGUGCUCUAGGUGAUAUAGUGUUCAGUGUUGUGUAUAAGCAGGCUUGUGUCAACCUGCAUCUUGGGAUGUCCACGGCGAUGGAGGAACGUGUGGGCGGCCACCCGUCCAGCCUGGGCCCCAUCACAAGCAUCGGGGGCGUCGGGGGCUCGGCCUCCUUCGCCCACCCCCAGGAUACACACGCCCACCCGGACUUCCAGCCCCCGUACUUCCCUCCCCCCUACCUGGGCGCCGAGAAUCAGAUGGCGACACACCAUCCAGCGGCCGACCCGUACCAGUUGCAUUCCCUCCCCACCAACUACACCACCUACACCUCGGCUACACUUCAGAACAGACACGAGGUCCCCCGGAGGGAAGACCCCCUCCACGUCGUAAGUAGUACUGGCCAGGUUGGGCUCUACGAUCGAACGUACGCGGGCGUGGACCGGGCGGGCGCAGUGCUCAUGGGCGCCGCUCGACAUGAAGACAUCAUCCUCAGCAACACCAUCCACCCGCACACCAUCGAGGAGCCGGUGCAGGCUAAACGAGCGAUUGCUAGUCAACAGUUCGCAGAGCGCGGCCUGUUCUUAGAAGGCGUGCUAGAGUCGGACACGGGGUUCACAGGCGAUAUCUUUAAACACGAUGGGUUCGGCAAAGUUGGUGAUCACAUGAUGAAGGACGCCCUCAUUGGUGCCGCGAUGCCCACCGACGUGUUCUGCUCCGUGCCCGGCCGCCUCUCCCUCCUCUCGUCCAACUCCAAGUACAAAGUGACCGUCUCAGAGCUGCAGCGGCGCCUGUCUCCUCCAGAGUGCCUCAACGCCUCCAUCCUGGGCGGCAUCCUCCGCAGAGCCAAGAGCAAGAACGGCGGCCGCAUCCUGAGGGACAAGCUCGAGAAGAUCGGGCUCAACCUGCCCGCCGGCCGGAGGAAGGCCGCCAACGUCACCCUCCUCACGUCGCUGGUCGAAGGCGAGGCUAUCCACCUAGCAAGAGAUUUCGGUUACGUCUGCGAGACUGAGUUCCCGGCCCGGCAGAUUGCAGAGUACCUGUGUCGCCAGCAUUCCGACCCGGCCGAGCAGUACAGGAGGAAGGACCUCAUUCUUGCCACAAAACAAAUCACCAAAGAGCUGAUGGACCUGUUGAAUCAGGACAGGUCGCCAUUAUGCAACACCCGACCACAGAUCAUCCUGGAGCCGUCCAUCCAACGACACCUCACGCACUUCUCCCUCAUCACGCACGGCUUCGGCUCCCCGGCCAUUGUCGCGGCGCUCACGGCCAUCCAGAAUUUCCUAACCGAAUCCCUGAAGCACCUGGAGAAGUCUUUUCCUUCUUCAAACUCCCACCUCACCGUCACGCCCUCGAUAGAUCUCAAGAACAAGGAAAUGGAUAAGAAAUAACGGCGUGGGCCUGAUCUUGUAAAUUCCUUAUCUAGCCCAAACCCGCCAGGCCGCCAACGUCAGUCGGACAGCAUGAGAUGUUCUGCAGCGCAUGGAACGACUCUUGCUGGAGUGGUAGAUUAUGUAUCUCCACAGCAUUAGUUUGUUCUCAAUAUGCUCUGUUAUAAUUUCAAGGACUCUUUGCUCCCCUUGUAAAGACUCCUGCCGACGAAUCCUCGAACCGUGGGUCAGUUUUUUGACUUUUUGGUUUCAGUUUGACGGUCAUUGUUGUGUAUAUAGUACUACAUGAAUAAGUUUUAAGGUUGACACAUGGCUGCCAAGGAGCAAGUUGUGUGUUUAAGGCAGCGGAAGUGCAAUAACGCACAAGAGAUAGUGCAUGAUACUCGACUUUGUGAAGUAAAAACUGUUUGUUUGAGAUUAAAGACGUGAUUUCUAGGAAAUUUAUUUAAAUAUUCUAACCUCUCUGCAGAGGCUCACCGAAUCUCAUGAUCAUUGUAAGAUUCUAAGUGUAGUUUGCUAAGGUUUGUACAAAUGCCAUAUUGCCAUAUCUUAUUUUGACUUCUUAAGGUGAAGAGGAAAAGCCGUUACUCAUAACUAAGGCUUGAAAAAGAGAAGUACUAGGUAAUAAAUAAUAUAUAUGGAUACAAAGCGAGAAGGUGUUCAACUAUUUCAUGUGCCACUGUUUAUGAAGAGAUUGAAAUUAUAUUGUGAUCUACCAUUUAACAGUAUUGUCUACAGAAUACUUUGUUUUGUAUCUAGAACGUAGCCAAACUUUGUACGUUAGUAUGUUAGGGUGGGCGACGCUCGUGGUCACCCACAACCCACAUAUCUGCCAAAACAAUGUACCAAGUGCAAUCUCUUGGCGAUGUGAUUUAAUGCUUAGACAUUGGGUGUCUUUAGGGAGAAACUGACACGCUAUAACAGGGGUUGUUGGCCUCUAUAUGUGUACUAUUUUGGCGUCAGUGACCCUAGUCAGCCCAUGUUUUGUACAGUGUAGAAAGAACCUACAGACUUUAUUUCUCUCUGGAUGGGACUCUCUCACCUAAUCUCUUGGCUGGGAGUAGUGUAGCGUUAAUCUUACGUAGGUGAUAGGACCCAGAGCCUUUCAGACAAUUUUAAAAGUGUCUGUUUGGCAUGACAAAAUGUAUAAAAGUUUUACCCUUACCUCCUUGCGCACAAUGCUAAUGCAAAUUGUGUAUCUGUUGCUUCAACAUAUGUUUUUCCUUAGAUUUUUGUCAUCAAGAUGUGCACUGAUCUGCAGACGAUCUAAAUCUUUUCCCUUCCUACCCCCCCCCCCAAGUACAAUCAAGGGCUUGAAAUUCAUAAGUCCGUAUUUAUAUGCUGCUUAAGCACUUUCUAUGUGAUUAACUCCCUAUCGUCAUAUCACUUGCUUAGUAUCAGUAUUUAGUUUCACUAGUCUUAAUCACUGUUCCUUUGUAUUUCCCUCAUUAUGCUUAUGACGUUUCUUAUUAACGUUUCAUGAAAUACAUAAUUUGGCUUCAUUUUUCUUAUUUUGCUGAGAGUGCAGUGCUUCAGUUUCUUUUACAAGACAUUUAUGUUAAAUCAACACCUGAAGAGUAUGUUAUAACUUCACUGUGAUCCCUUUGGAGCCCAGUGUAAUUUAGAAUAUUUUUCUAUUUUCCUUGUACACGAGUGAAUAUUGUGAUGUAUGUACUUAGUUGUCCAUUAAGUCAUAAUAACAUGUGUUGCCAUGAAUGCUUCUGUUGGAUUAGAGCACUAAUUUUUCACUUUAGAUGAGUACAAGGGGGCAUGUAAUCAUGUUACCAAGAAAUAUGCAUUUAUUGUUACUACAUUUAAAAUCAAAAAUUGAUGCUCUUCUCUUGCACUUUCUUUAAUCUCCUAUGAAUCUGACCCAGUGGUUAAUUUGGGUCAUGGUGACAGAAACAAUUUUGUUUUUAUUCUGUGCUUUGAAUAUUCUGAUUCUCAAUAAAGACAGUGAGGGCUUUGAGUAAGAUGCCCAUAUUAGGGUUCAUCUCAUAUCAGGACCGAAGAUGGUCUAAGUAUAUCUUCUACUUAAUACAUUUUACUCCUUGCCCUUCUAAGUGUCUGUAAGUAAGGCGUUGCUCAGACAUCUUUCUUGUACAAAGGAAAGACUUUUUGUUGCCCAAUUCCAUGUAUGUUAUUAUAUUAUUAUAUAAGGUAUUUUAUACUGUGCCACAACAUGGUACAAGGUCUCCACAACCUGGUUGUUUUGUGUGUUCCUCCAUAAUGGAUGGUACCAUCGUGCUGUAUAGUUUAUUUGUCAACUUGAAAUAAUUUUAAUGCUAAAGGAUGCCAUAUGUAGAAUAAUAAUAAUAAAAAAAUCUUAACAAGA